ACGAUCGAUCAUUUUCCCACUAAAAAAAGUUGGAUGUAAGAAGAAAGUGGAAGAAAGUGGCAUAUAACAACAAACCAAUUCCAAAGGCCAUGAAGACACGUCUCUUUUGUGGUUGUUUUUUAUCCAAUAAUAAAAUACAGCUUUUGGCGGUGGUUUGCAUGGUUGAGAACAAAGUGUAAACAAACAUCUGUCUCCAGAGGCCAUGGAGCAAGAUAGGAGGUUUCAACUCAUAGAUCUUGCAAUUCAGAAACAUAUUCACGACAAAAAAAGUGACAAUAAUAAUAAUAAUAAUCAUAAUCAUAACCUUAAAGACCACGAAACUGAAUACCAACUUGUUCUCUCCCAACUACUCUCUGCCUCCGAGUUGGAAUUGUCCAAAAAAGAUGAAACAGUUAAUCAAUAUGAUGAAUCUAAUUCAUCAGAGCCUGUGGGUGCUGUAAAUGAGGAAAAAGAAAGUGAAGCUGUGGAUGAUGGAGUAAGCAAGGGAAGUGAAAAUAAUGAUGAUGAGAUAAUCAAAGAGGUGAAAAAGGUGAAGAAACAGAAUUUUGUGACUCAUUGUCUUCUUUCAGCAAUGAUUGUUCUCACUGUGGCUUGGCAACUAUCAGAAGUUUCACUUGUUUGGAAAGUGAAAGAGGGAAUAAAUCAUCCAUUUAGAUCCUUUGGGAAUAUGGUUAAAGAUACAGUGAAAGAUGUGAAAGAGAGAGUCUCUGACUUCAAUGGCAAGGAUGCUGCUGAUGACAAAGAAAACAAUGAAUCUACAUCUCUUCCUAUUCCUACUUCCAUUAAGAUUCCAGAUAUGACCAGCAUGGAUGUACCAAAUAAAGGAAUGGAAUGAAACUUGGUCAUUUAAGUGGUUGAUUCAUUCACAAUUGGUUGAACUUGAAAGUGCUACAGAAAAGUGAAUUAAGGAGGGUAUUGCCUAUCAGGGAGUGUUUGUGUUAAUAGAUAUUGGUUGGUUUUUUUUGUAGCAUUUGUUUAUGAAAUCUAUAAUCUAUUUUGUUUAAGGUGUAGAUGUUAGCACAAGAAAGACAUACAUGUAAUAGUUUUUUUUUCCUGGAUGAACAGUAAGGGGCAAAGCAUCUAUAAAGGUGUAAUAGACUAAUAGUUUUGUCACUAGCCAAAACUAAGAUUGAUGAUAGGUUUAUAAGGGAUUAUUUAAA
Trifolium pratense (red clover) is the source of this 1160-nucleotide messenger RNA. RefSeq lists its product as uncharacterized. Lineage: Eukaryota; Viridiplantae; Streptophyta; Magnoliopsida; Fabales; Fabaceae. The transcript has 2 exons. The record is from RefSeq and is a predicted model, not a curated record. The coding region runs from base 203 to 835 and encodes 210 amino acids.